Messenger RNA from Meriones unguiculatus (Mongolian gerbil), 1338 nucleotides. RefSeq names its product neurogranin (gene Nrgn). The transcript is spliced from 4 exons. Gene Ontology annotation, molecular function: protein binding. Bases 255 to 491 code for a protein of 78 amino acids. The record is from RefSeq and is a predicted model, not a curated record. Lineage: Eukaryota; Metazoa; Chordata; Mammalia; Rodentia; Muridae.
UUGCUCCAGCUCUCCCCGCCCACCCUCCUGAAAGUGUCUCCUGAUUGGCUUCGAGACCGCAGGGCUCAGGUUACAUUUGCAAGAGUUGCGGAGCGCGGGAGACCGGACCCAGGAAGAGAGAAGCUGGUUCUGCACUGGUUCCCUCUGGCCCGGGGCUGCCCGACAGACCCUGAGCUACCUACCACCCAGCAUCGUACAGACCCACCCCCACUCUGCGCCAGACUCCACCCCAGCCAAGGACCCCCAACCCCAACAUGGACUGUUGCACGGAGAGCGCCUGCUCCAAGCCUGACGACGACAUUCUCGACAUCCCCCUGGAUGAUCCGGGAGCCAACGCCGCUGCAGCCAAAAUCCAGGCGAGUUUCCGGGGCCACAUGGCGAGGAAGAAGAUAAAGAGCGGAGAGUGCGGCCGGAAGGGUCCGGGCCCGGGGGGACCGGGCGGAGCUGGGGGCGCCCGGGGAGGCGCAGGCGGCGGCCCCAGCGGAGACUAAAGCCAGAACUGAACGUGUUAGAAGUUCCAGAGGAGAGAUGGAUGCCGCGUCCCCUUCGCAGUGACAAGACUUCCCUACUGUGUUUGUGACCCCUCCUUCCCACCGACUAGCCAGCUUCAGGAGUCCUCCCCGCUACCCCGCCGCGUCUCAUAGACUCCCUCUCCCAGGCUGGCUUCGUCGCGGCGUAGCCAAGUCCGUGCUCUUUUUAGCUUUCCAGUCUAACGUUGCCCCCUUUUGCCUUUCCUCCGCACCCUCGUUCUAAACCUCAUAUUCGCAAAAUUGUCCUUUUGCUUCACGCCCACCGGUCCCCGCGCCCAGCAUGCAGCUCUGCCUCCGCAGCCUCGGUGCGCUUCGCUGCGCGUACUGCAGAGGGCGCCCAAGGCGUCGCGCAAGUACUCUCAAAAAGAAAGAAAGAAAAAAAAAGCAACCUCCAAGUCCUUUCGUUCUGUGGUCAACGAAAGGGGGCGCCCCGCGUCUUUGUGCCCUAUCCACCCCAGCCUAGCCUCAACCCCCUAAAUCUGGGGCUAGGAAAGAGGGGAAGAGGGUUUUUAUGGUGAUGAUGCCCCUUGCUCUGAUGGGAAGGGAAGUACUAUCCCACACCUACCUGUCACCCCUUUUCCUUCCUAAGCGCACCCUGAGAGCAACCCCUCCCGCUCUCCAUUGUUUAUGCAAAAGCCUCGGAGCGCCUGGAGGCUCGGCCGGAGGGGUCUUCUGCGGCCCCGCCCCCCGAUAGCCCUUCCCCCGUUGGGCUCCUGGGGUUGUGGCUGGAAGGUUUUUAAUCUCUGCGUGUGCAUGUUACCAUACUGGGUUGGAAUGUGAACAAUAAAGAGGAAUGUCCAAGUGUUCA